AUGGCGGAUAGUCCGAUCCCAAAGCUCCAAACCUGCGUGGAGAUCAAGUCGAUUCCACCAACCUCAUUUGCGAGAAUGUCGACUGAACUCAGCACGGAAGAGUUGCUCAAGGAGCACCGAAUUCCAUUCCCCUUUUUCAGGCGGAUUUCCGAGAGAAAGGAGAGCACAUGGAUCAUCUCUCUGUUCGUCAUCCUGCAUUUGAUCGCUUUUGUCACAACCAUGGCUGUGAAUGAUUGUUGGGGAAAUUCUCACGGUCAGUGUGCCUUCAAGCAACUCGGUAGGUUCUCGUUUCAGCCGCUGUCGGAGAACCCCCUGCUCGGCCCCUCGGCCUCUACGCUGGACACAAUGGGGUCGCUUCGACUAAGGUAUCUGGAAAAUGAUAAACAAUUAUGGCGUCUUUUCACAAGUCCAUGUUUGCAUGCAGGCGUUUUCCACCUUAUCAUCAGCCUCUCUAGCAUGACUUUUGUUGGAAUUCACUUGGAGCACGAGUUUGGUCCAUUAAGGAUUGGAGUUAUCUACAUACUUUCUGCUCUUACGGGUUCAUUGCUAGCAUCCCUAUUUCUACAAGACAGGCCUUCAGUAGCUUCAUCCGGGGCAUUAUUUGGAUUGCUUGGUGCCACGCUAUCUGGGCUUAUCCAAAAUUGGAAAGUUUACUCCAAAAAGUUUGCAACUCUCAUUGCUUUUGCUACAAUCUUAUUGCUAAACAUCAUCCUUGGCCUGAUGCCACUCAUCAAUAACUUUUCAAACAUUGGAGGAUUUAUCUCCGGCUUCACUGCUGGUUUCAUGCUCCUGUUUAAGCCUGAAGCAAGGAAACUGUACCAAAACAGAAGAGGCAUUUUUGAUUAUGAUGUCAAGAGUUCCAUCAAACUUGAGAGGAAGUUGGACAGGCGAACUUCAAGGAUUGUUUCUCUUAUUGUCCUCAGCCUUCUAGUUGCAGGAAGUGUUGUGGCCCUUCUUCAACACGUGAAUUUGAACGAAUACUGUGCCUGGUGCAAGUACUUGGAUUGUAUCCCCUCUAAAUGGUGGAGCUGCAGUGACCAAACAAUGGAAUGCCAGGCAAUGGUAAGUGCAGCACAGUUGACUCUGACUUGCUCCAUCAAUGGCAAGUAUAGGGUGCUUCCCUAUGCUAAUGUUUCACAUGCUAGGAUUGAAGACCUCUGCAACCUCCUGUGCUCUUAGAAGAUCGCUUUUCUCUCUACAGAUACACGGGUGCAUGAACACAACACAAUGAUGUGCAAGCACAGA
Messenger RNA from Salvia hispanica, 1245 nucleotides. It is a transcript of the gene KOM, whose product is annotated as Rhomboid-related intramembrane serine protease family protein. Gene Ontology annotation, molecular function: serine-type endopeptidase activity. NCBI's taxonomy places the organism in Eukaryota, Viridiplantae, Streptophyta, Magnoliopsida, Lamiales, Lamiaceae. Gene Ontology annotation, cellular component: membrane. Gene Ontology annotation, biological process: proteolysis. The record is from RefSeq and is a predicted model, not a curated record.